AUGGCCCUUGAACAGUUUCCGCUCAACAUCGAUGAUCUUGCCCGCAAACAGGUACUUUCCGCUGUUGUUGACGGACUCGAGAAUUCUCUGAGGCAGCUUGUCGAUCUCUGCUUUUUGGCGAGCAAUCUUGACGGCUCUGCCGAUUCUCCAAGCCAGAGACAAAGACCCGUGAAUGGUCUUUUCCUCGACGUCCUUGAUGGUCAUUGGUGGGUUGACGUUUCCGUUUCCGUUACUGAACACCAUUGGAGCAUAAAACGACUGGCCUUCUGGAGUGUACACCACAGGAGUCGUUUGCCAAUGGGUCGGAUAAGCUCUGCCCAUAGUGUCACAAUCAACCACAGGCAGAUUCAGUCUCGAGGAGGUGGAGAUCUGGAAAGCACACAAUCCAUUGCCUCCACCGAUCUCAAUUGGGAACAGCAGCUCCGGCUUCUUGUUGGUGUACUUGGCCAUAAUCUCGUACGCCUCGAUAAGAGCGUCUCCAAGAAGCUGCUCGUGAGAAACCGUUGGCGAUCCCGCGUAGCAGACGGCAACAACACUGCCCUCGGCGGCCACGUACUUGUGAGCAUCUUCGAGAUCAAUAACCUUAAUGGUAUCUCCUUCUCUCAAGUAGUUCUUCACCUCCAGCAUGUAGGAGUAAGGGUUACCUCCACCACCACAGCCCAAAAUGUAGGCUCCGAUGGAGAUGAACUCAACGUCUGUCUCAUUCAGGAGCCAUUCUCUCUGCUUGUUGAUGGUUGGCUUGUACGUAGUGAAGUCCACGUCUUCAGGGAUCUUGGUCUCCGUUUCCUCGAAAAGAGACUUCUUGACAAUAUCCUUGGUUCCAGACUCAAAAUCCUUUGCCUCGAACCGUCUGUGGACACAAACACAGUCUCGAUGGUUCCUUCCAGAGCACCCUUUUCCAUGAUCUGGCUGACAACCUUUUCCUCCAGUUCCUUGAGCACCUGUUCCUUGGUGGUAGUUCCAGGAGCCAGAUGCUUGAUCUCACCAAUCUCGGCAGAAACCUUACCCAUUGCAGCUCCAAUUGCGUUGGCAACGCUGUGGAAUGGCGGUCUGAUCACCUCAGAAGCACCGUCAAGAUGUUCUGGAACAAUGAACGAUCCACCACCCACAGCCAGAACCAUAAUGUCGUCUGAGCUGGUCUUCAUUCUGUCAAUCACCUUCUCCAUCAUGAUCUUGGUUCUCUUCUUGAAGCUGGCCAAAUAUUCUGCACUGAACUUAUCCUUAACAGCAAGAGCAUUACCGAUCACCAAGUCGCCGCCAAGCUGCUGGUCCGCUGCCACAGAACAGUCGGUAGCAGUGACCUCAGAGCCUCCAAACACCAGUGCUCUUUUGACGAUCUCCGAUCCAGUGGAGUCCGGUCCGAUGGUCAUCUCUUCGCCUUCUCCUCUCACCAAAGAGCCUCCGCCGAGUCCAAUACUCUCCACGUGA
This is a messenger RNA of Ogataea philodendri, 1428 nucleotides long. RefSeq lists its product as uncharacterized. The record is from RefSeq and is a predicted model, not a curated record. The transcript is spliced from 3 exons. The coding region runs from base 1 to 1428 and encodes 475 amino acids. Lineage: Eukaryota; Fungi; Ascomycota; Pichiomycetes; Pichiales; Pichiaceae.